Messenger RNA from Eucalyptus grandis, 2294 nucleotides. RefSeq names its product pentatricopeptide repeat-containing protein At5g48910. NCBI's taxonomy places the organism in Eukaryota, Viridiplantae, Streptophyta, Magnoliopsida, Myrtales, Myrtaceae. The record is from RefSeq and is a predicted model, not a curated record. Gene Ontology annotation, biological process: RNA modification. Gene Ontology annotation, molecular function: protein binding; RNA binding; zinc ion binding. Bases 71 to 2002 code for a protein of 643 amino acids. The transcript has a single exon.
UUAAUUCAUAUCCUAAAAUCAUGCUCUGAGUGCAAACUCGUCGAGCCGUUCGUCUCUCUGGGUUUGCCUCAUGAACUCGACCGUGUACGCGCCCGCCGCCGGAGCGCCGCCGGCUCGCCACCACCCCUCGUCCCUCUUCCCUCAGAUCGCGAGAUGCAGGUCCAUGGCCGACCUCAGGCAGGUGCACGCCCGCAUGAUCAAGACCGGCGAGGUCCAGGACCCGCUCGCCGCCGCCGAGAUCCUCCGCUUCUGCGCGCUCUCCGGCCGCCGCGACCUCCGGUACGCGCGGGCGGUCUUCGCCCGGAUGCCCCGCCCCAACUGCUUCUCUUGGAACACCAUCAUCAGGGCUCUCGCCGAGAGCGACGGCGACGCUCUGCAGCAGCUGGAGGCUCUGGUCCUGUUCCGGGAGAUGGUCCGGGACGGCGACGUGGAGCCCAACGGGUUCACGUUCCCGUCGGUGCUGAAGGCCUGCGCGAGGCUGGGGAGGGUGGAGGAAGGGAGGCAGGUGCACGGGGUGGUUGCCAAGCGCGGUUUGGAUGGGGACGAGUUCGUUCUUAGCAACCUCGUCAGAAUGUACGUGCUCUGCGGUGCCAUGGACGAUGCCUACGUUCUGUUUGAUGAGAGAAUUGUUCGGAGCGGCGGCGCGGGGAAGGAGGCGAAUCUCAGGAGGCAAGAGGGGGAUGUGGUUUUGUGGAAUGUGAUAGUUGAUGGGUACGUGAGAAUGGGGGAUUUGAAAGCUGCUCGGGACCUGUUUGAUAAAAUGCCUCAGAGAAGUGCGGUGUCGUGGAACGUGAUGAUAUCUGGGUAUGCGCAACAUGGGCUUUUUAUGGAGGCCGUCGAGAUGUUCCGCGAGAUGCAGAUGGGGGAUGUUUGUGCGAAUUACGUGACAUGGGUUAGUGUCCUUCCGGCAAUUUCGCGCUUGGGGGCGCUGGAGCUGGGGAAAUGGGUCCAUUUGUAUGCAGAGAAGAAAGGGAUUGAGAUCGACGACGUUCUUGGUUCUGCUCUGCUCGAUAUGUAUUCGAAGUGUGGGAGUAUUGAGAAGGCACUUCAAGUUUUUGAGGCGCUGCCAAAAGAGAGCCCGAAAACUUGGAAUGCCAUAAUCGGAGGGCUUGCUAUGCAUGGUAGAGCAAAGGAUGCUCUUGAUUACUUUUCGAGAAUGGAACGGUCCGGAGUAACACCGAGUGAUGUUGCCUACAUUGCUGUAUUAACAGCUUGUAGCCACGCGGGUUUAGUAGAGGAGGGUAGAUCAUUAUUCAACCAUAUGACUAAUGAAGUCGGACUGGAGCCUCGGAUUGAGCAUUAUGGUUGCAUGGUCGAUAUGUUGGGCCGCGCCGGGCUAUUGGAUGAGGCCGAGGAGCUUCUACAGAACAUGCCCAUGGAACCGGAUGAUGUGAUACUAAAGGCCCUGCUAGGUGCUUGUAAGAUGCACGGGAAUGUCGAGAUGGGCGAACAAAUUGCGCAACGGCUGAUGAAGUUAUCUCCUAACGACAGUGGAUCUUACGUGGCUCUCUCCAACAUGUUUGCUUCUCAAGGAAACUGGGAGGGAAUGUCUGACAUUAGACUGAAGAUGAAGGAGAUGGACAUUAGGAAGGACCCCGGGUGCAGCUGGAUCGAGCUCGAUGGAGCGAUUCACGAAUUCCUAGUGGAAGACGAGGCUCAUCCGAGAGCCGAAGAGAUCCGCUUAAUGCUGGAGGAAAUCACUAGCAAGUUGAGAUCAUUAGGCUAUAGCCCCGAUACCACUCAGGUCUUGCUCAAUUUCGACGAAGAACAAAAGGAGAGCACAUUGCACUAUCACAGCGAGAAGAUCGCCGUAGCUUUCGGGCUCAUCAGCACCCGCCCGGGAACUCCGAUCCGGAUCGCCAAGAACCUACGGAUAUGCGACGAUUGCCAUGCCGCCAUGAAACUGAUCUCGAGGGUCUACGAGCGCCCGAUCACCGUGCGAGAUAGGAAGCGGUUUCAUCAUUUUCAGGAUGGUUUCUGCUCAUGCGGGGACUUCUGGUGAAAGUGUUGCGAGAUUGAAGCAUAGCCAUGGCCUUUCUCGACAUAAUUUCUGGUGCUCCGGAUGAUUGGACUGGACUUGUAUUUGACCCAAAUUGAAGCUGGAGAAUAUUGAGUUGGGCUUAGUUUCGUACGACCCAACAUAGAAACUACAACAAAAUAUUGAAGUUGGAAGAGAGUCAAACAAGACAUUGACAUAAAUUCAUAUCUAAAUGUUUUUUUGUAAAUAACGAAAGCAUUUUGUGUAGGCUUAUUUUGUAAGCGAAACAAACGACGAUCAAUUUGAAAAAUAUGUA